This is a messenger RNA of Aaosphaeria arxii CBS 175.79, 2897 nucleotides long. RefSeq lists its product as uncharacterized. The record is from RefSeq and is a predicted model, not a curated record. Lineage: Eukaryota; Fungi; Ascomycota; Dothideomycetes; Pleosporales. Bases 393 to 2897 code for a protein of 834 amino acids. The transcript has 2 exons.
CCAUCCCCACCACCACAUGGUCUACUCUCCGUCUAUCGUUGGCUGGCCACGGUGAACACUGAGCCGUGGGAGGAUAAUUCCCAUUCCCAAAUAAUCGCAGUGAGUUGUCAACCAGCCUUACCUUGCCCAAAACCGGUGUGCUGGUGUAGGUCUGCUGCGACACUCCGACAGGCGCACCCACACACCGCGCGCCGUAUCCGGUAUAGUUUAGCGAGAUCCACCGUUCCUACUGGCUCCCAUCUGGGUCGCUAUGUACCAUUCUUUGCCAUGUAACUACCGAGUAUAAACUCAAGUAAUUCCUCGACUGGAGAGUUGGAGAUGUUUAGAAAACAUCAUCAAUAAUCCACACAGACGAAUAGGUAGAGACUCUGCUGGAGUCGGUGCACUCUAAGAUGGGAACAGCUAGUAAACCAGAAGGCGGGUACCCAGGCUCGCCCAGUGCCCAGCGCGAAGCGACCAUCAAGGAGAUGGAGAAGAUGCUUGAGCAACCGCCGCCAUACACGGUCGAUUCUUCUGCGAACAGCGGUGGUCCUUCGUCCUCAACAUCUAAUGGUGACAAUGGACCGACCGAGUCCCAACGGGCACCAGUUCUCGAGAACCUUGAUUUUGAGCCAAGCCCGCUCGAACUACCUACAGCUGGACAGUGUAUCGCGCAUCUAAAGCUUUUGCAUGCAUUUGCGGGUCUCAGAAAAGAGAUAGGAAAUCAGGAGGGGAUAUAUGGUAUUCAGACUGGGGGCAAGGCCGGGCAGGAAGGUGAAUCGUCCUCCAGCAGUGACAACCAUCAGCAGCAACCCGCAGGAAUCCAUGAGCAAGAAUCGGCUGGUCCACAAACAACGAACGAAGACGCAAUUCCCACUAAUGAUGUCUCCAACGAUCAGGCUCUCGAAGAACGCUUACGAGAGAAGAGAUGGACAGUCUUCGUCACUAAAGCUGUCAACCGAUUCGAGAAAUGGUGGGCGGCUCUAGAAAGUCCAGCAGGACAGCCUCUCUCCGACCUUCGCACAGUCAACUUUGACUACGACAGUCGAACUUUUCAGAAUUCGCCGUACAGGAUCUACAAGGGUAAAGGGUAUACGCUAGGGAAAGGCGAGAUACCGUUGCCUCCUUUGGACGUUCUUUUGGUGUGGCAUGCAUACAUGCUGAACCCGAGAGGGUACUUUGAGGAUUGCAUUCGUUUGUCGAAAGAUUUCCUGUGGCAGACCAUCUUCCCCUGGGAGACUAUCUAUAACUCCAUCGACAAUGAGACAUACGUGUAUACACGGAACGAAGCAACCACGGACACGUUCUUCAACAUGACAAAUUGUCCCUGGGACUUCAGGCAAGACAACAGCCCUAAACAAAUCGAUUGCCCGAAAUGCAGCAGACGAACCGCCGUUCCAUGGACGAACCCGCCCCAAUCCACCGCGACCAAAGCCCUGGACGACUAUUUGUCCCACGACGAUGGCUUCUGUGGCAAAAGCUUCAACUACACAUGUCUAUGUGGUCUCGCAAUCACCCACGAGAAGCUGCGUGUCGGCAAAUUCAUCGAAGACGUAUGGCAAUUGCAAGACUACCAGCGGCCGAUGCCGGGCACCAUCCUCAACUCCAUGGGUCUCCCACAGAUAACUAGCGAGAAGAAAGCCGUCUCGAACCACGAGCCCUUCUUCCCUAACCGCGUCCUCGAAGAAGAAGGCAAAUUCUUCCACGCGAAAAUGCGGAGAGACGUCGAGAAUUGGGAUAUCAACAAGCUGAAACUUGAGUUCCAGAGAGUGAUGAAAGACAACAGCAAGCUGAUGAGAAUCAACAGCCAGCAAUUCAAGCCGACCAAGAUCGCCAAGGAGAGCGCGAUCGCGGUACGGAAGAUGUUGAGCAACUACUGGGACAACUCAAGCGUGUUCGGUCUGGACCUCGUCGGUGCGGUCAUCCGUCAAUCGAGUUUCGUGCAGAAGAUGGUCAAGAUCAAUUGGGUUCGCAGCCCUGCGGCCGUGGCGACCAUGCAGCGCCUCAUCGUGAAGUACCACCGUUUCGUGCGAAUCAUCGGCGAGAACCCCAAAAAGAUUGCAGUGCCGACGCUCGAUGUUGACUUGGCUUGGCACACACACCAGCUAACCCCCCGAGACUACCUCUCCUACACCCUCGCCGAAUGCGAAAAGUUCCUCAACCACGACGACAAGAUCGCCGAGACCUCCCUUAACGACUACUUCCAGUGGACUACGACCGUCUACGAGAAGAAGUACGGUCAGCCCUACUCCGAGUGCGCGUGCUGGUACUGCGAGUGCACGCGCGAGCCGCUGCGGUCCUCCUUCUCCAAUCGCUUCAGCCUGCUCCGCAGCUCCAAGACUAACGCCAUCGCUUCGACCUCCGACCCGUUGCUUCCCAAGGACGCCGCCACGGGUAUUCACAUCAGCGCUCACAAUGCCGUCAUCCAGUUCAAGAACUUGCCCAACCAAGACAGCCAGGCCGCGUGGGCGAAGCAGCGAAGAAAGGAACUCGAGAACCUGGAUCUCCAGUACGCAAAGGUGUGCAAGCGGUAUCAGAAGAAGAAGAAGGCGGAUGAGGCGCCGAGGAGGGACAAUAGUGACGCUUACUACUACAGCGCGUAUGGGUAUCCAAUGCCGAUGCCAAUGGUCGUGCCGUACUACGCCGCGCCGACGGAUGACGGAAACAGGUACUCGACAGCGCAGGCGUCGGGCGGAGGAGGCGGAGGGUCAUGUGGAGGGGGUUGUGCUGCCGGGACAUGUGCAGAAAGUACGUCCGUUGGCAACUGUGCUGGGGGAGUUGGGACACCGUAUUGCCAGGCCAGCUGCGGUGGACAUGGCAGUGCGGGUGGCGGCUGUGGAACUUGUACGAGUGGUGGUGAUGGCGGCGGCGGUGGCGGCGACGGAGGAGGCGGUGGUUGUGGAGGCGGUGGGGAUUGA